Dreissena polymorpha is the source of this 2227-nucleotide messenger RNA. RefSeq lists its product as uncharacterized. Lineage: Eukaryota; Metazoa; Mollusca; Bivalvia; Myida; Dreissenidae. Bases 104 to 2026 code for a protein of 640 amino acids. The transcript is spliced from 10 exons. The record is from RefSeq and is a predicted model, not a curated record.
GUCGUGUUUCAGUAAUAUACGAUAGUGUAGAUACGUCAGUUGAUUAACGCUUACAUAGUUGGUCGGUGUCUGGAUUUUUAACAACAGAAAAUAAGAACAAGAUAUGGUUUCAAAAUCAACAUUAACACUAGCCGUAGCUGUGAUAGUUUUGUACGUCUACACGACAAACGCACAGCCGAAUCCAACUUCCAACGUCACCGCCGACAACACGCAACCAGACCAAACAGGAAACGGCGUCGGGGGCGACGGCGGCUCGCCACAAGAACCGAGGAGGAGAGUCGUCCGUCGGCGUCGGAUAAAGCCUCAAAACAAUAACGGCAGCAGUAAUACGGUGCCUCAGGAGACGCCUGUUGCCGACGAGACGCAAGCGCCCCCGCCAGCCGACGAGACACCAGCGCCUACGGUGACACGCUCUGACACAGUAGCACCUCCGGUUACACGCGCUAACGAAUUGGGGCCUCCGGUGACACGCGCUGAAGCAUCAGCGCCUCCGGCGGCACGCGCGGAUGCAGUUUCGCCUCCGGCGGCACGCGCUGACGCAGUAGCGCCUCCAGCGGCACGUGCUGACACAGUAGCGCCUCCAGCGACACGCGCUGAUGCAGUAUCGCCUCCUGCGGCACGCGUUGACGCAGUUGCACCUCCGGUGGCACGCGCGGAUGCUGUAGCGCCGACGAGACGUGAACCAGUGCGGAAUGUGGUAUCAAACGCUCCAUCACUGACCGCAGCAUCAAACGCACCGGUACGUACUGCUGUAGCAAACGGUGUACCGGCGCGGAACGCGGUGGCGAACGCUAAUUCUGUGGGCGGGUCUGGAGCUUCAGCUGGAGCGGGAGGAAUGUCCGACGCGUUUUUCGGGUCUUUCUUUGACGAUGAGACAACACCUAUCUCCCCCGCAGCCAAUGAGCCUCCACCGACAUUUGACCCGAAUAAGAAACCCGGGGAGAAAGUUAUGCCAAAGGUUGACAAGUCAAAAGCAAAGGACCACGAGGGACUACCAUGCAACGAGACGUUCAGGGAGCACGACACGAUCCCCAGCAAGUACAUGAUGAAGUACUCGGAGGGAUUCUGGGAUGCGCUCGACUGCCCGCCGACUCUCGGGGGCUCGAACCUUAUCUGGCGCCAGGACCUGUGUUCGUGCGGCGAGGAGCUGCGCGCCCACGAUCCGAACGACUGGUGCGCCCAGAUGGGCUAUAACCCGUUCCCAGAAAGCCCGCAUAAGUACAUCCGACGCCAUUUCGGCACAGACGCUGUGAUGGACUGCGCAGCCAGUCUCGUCUGGUCGCAAGAGAAGUGCCUCUGCAUUUUCGACCCAAACGUCAACGAACGGCCUAUCGAACAGAAAGUUCGUUUCGUGUGCAAAAAGAUUCUACACCUGGAGUUCGAGGACAACCUCACCAACUCCGUGCAAGGAUACCACGUGCAACCUGUCGAGCUGGAGAGGCGGGGAACCAUGCCAAGAAUCCGCUACCGAAAAGUGCCAGGCUCCCAGGAGAAGGCCGCUAUGAUUGUGAGCCAGCCACUUGAGUUCCUGUCGUUUCGCGGUAACGACUUCCAGCUUCAUGUCACCUACGCCAUCAGCUUCAAACUCUCGCCACAUCAUGUGACUAAGGACAACUUCAUGGUCCUCCUGUCGGACGAGUGCGUCGGCACGCAGGGCGCUCGCAGCCGGGAGCGCAAGCCGAGCAUAGUGUUGGCCUUCCAGCCGAGCACUCAGACGUUUAACCUGCAGUUUCGCACUGAGCAGACGGAUAUCGAUACGAACAUUACCGGGGCAGUGCCGGAUAAGGAUGGCUGGUAUAAAAACGUGGUAUAUUUUGAAGACCAGUCAGUGAAUCUAGAAUCCAAUGGGAAGCUACUUUUCAAGCAACCAGAAGUUUUAGGGAAGAUCCCCCAGAAUCGCUGUCCACUGUUCAUAGGAGGCCGGGGCCAGGGUUUCGAUCGAUCGCAAGACUUUUACGGAUAUCUAGACAACGUCUAUUUGGUUAAAGACUGCAAAUUUCAUGAGGCGAACAUCAAAUUCCUUUGAUUUCCAUUCAUUCUUGAGAACCUUUGAUCGAGUCGUGGCAACAUCGUGCCUUGUUCAUUUUCACUGUGUUUAAAAAAACAUGCUUGUUUUAUGUAAUGACAUGUUAUGUAAGUUGUUAUGUAAGUUGUGGCUUCCGACAAAUAAAUGAUUUUGUUUUGUAAAUGUGUAACACUCGUAAUGUCCAUAUUGGUGCGAAUGAUG